Molecule: messenger RNA, 1777 nt
Organism: Syngnathoides biaculeatus (alligator pipefish)
Lineage: Eukaryota; Metazoa; Chordata; Actinopteri; Syngnathiformes; Syngnathidae
Product: complement component C1q receptor-like
Exons: 1
Coding region: 103-1770 (555 amino acids)
Biological process (GO): positive regulation of axonogenesis
Cellular component (GO): cytoplasm
Molecular function (GO): calcium ion binding
Source: RefSeq, a predicted model, not a curated record
UCAGAGCCACGCCACUUUGCUUCAAACCAACAACCACACGUUGCUCACAUUUCAUGAGAAAACUCUCAAGAGGUAUCAGUGAAAUUGUUGUUAAGCGCAAUUAUGCCACUGAUCUUCCAACUACUGCUUCUCAUCACAGGUUUUGGAGGAUUUAAUGGUGUUCGGGAUGAAACAAUGUGCACUUUGAAUGCCUGCUACACUGUAUAUAUGGAGAAGGUGAGCUUUGACAAGGCCAAUCAGCGCUGUUUCCACAAUGGAGGUUACCUGAUGACACUAAGAAAUAAAGAAGAAGAAGAAAUUCUGCAUUCUCUCCUCUUGCUGAUCCAGAAGAACAACAGCCAACAAUUUUGGAUUGGAUUAAAGCUGCACAGAGGAGACUGUGUGUUGGCUGACAAGCCCUUAAGAGGCUUCAAGUGGGUGUCUGGGGAAGCAGAUUCCCAAUACUCCAACUGGAAUAAAGACCCCGUGGACACAUGCACAGAGCGAUGUGUACGGGUUAGUUACAACUCCCCUGAUGAGGAUCAGCUGACAUGGACUGCCGGAGCUUGCAAAGGUCCUUUGUUUUCCGUGUGUAAGUUUUACUUUAAAGGAAUGUGCAGUGCUCUGCAUCUUUUGGGCUCUGGAUACAUAUCGUACAUGGCUCCUUUCUCUGAGGACCCACUGGAAAGUGAGAUGAAAUCCUUGCCACUUGGAACAUAUGCUAAAGUCUCGUGCACUGACCAGCAGGAACACUUUUCUGUGUGCAUCCAGAAGAAUGAAAUAUAUCAGUGGACUGUACCUGGUCCAUUUUGCCAACCAGAAAAUGUUAAAUGCGCACAGAACAAUGGUGGGUGUGAACAUAUCUGCCAGCAGGACUCCGAUCAGGUAAAAUGCAUUUGUAACCAAGGUUAUGAUCUUGAGGACAAUGGACUCUCCUGUAAGAUACAAGAUGUGUGCACCAGUGACACCUGUGAGUAUGAGUGCAUCGUGGGAGAGUUGGAACAUAUCUGCAUUUGCCCCAUUGGGUUUGAAUUGGACGCAAACCUGCACAACUGUUCUGACAUUGAUGAGUGCCAAGAGUCAGACGCAUGCAGCACCCACUUUUGUAUUAACACAGCAGGAAGUUACAUGUGCGCAUGUCGGGAAGGCUUCAGAAUGAAUCAGGGUAACUGUCACGAUCUGGACGAGUGUGUGCAUUCCAAAUGUUCACAAAGCUGUUUAAAUACUAUUGGUUCAUUCUCUUGCUGCUGUGAAAAAGGCUUUACUUUAUCAGAGGACGGCUACUCAUGUGAGGACAUCAAUGAAUGUGCUACUGUGCGUUGUCCUCUCAAAUGCAUCAAUACUGAAGGAAGCUUCAUCUGUGGAUGCCCAGAGGGCUUUCAUGUGCAUAGCACUGGAACAAAGUGCACUCCAGAUGUGACGGAUGCAAGAGGAUAUGAGUCAGUGGGCCAGGAAACACCAGGAAACAUCACUGAGACUGUACCCAUGACAACAGGGGAGCCCCAGACAAUAUCCACACCCAAGGAUAUGCCCGUUCCACUCACUCCAAGCAACACAUCCUUGUAUGCAAGUGCCAAGGUGGUAAACUCCAGGGUGCUGAUCUGUGUACUCGGCUCAGUGAUUCCUUUGCUGCUUUUAGUCACUGUGACAUUAACGAUUGCCGUUGUGCGAUGUCGGCGAUUGAGAAAGGAAGCAAAGAAAAGUGCAACAGACAGUUAUUGUUGGGUUUCCUCUGGUUUCAAUCCACGCUUAGAAAAACUAUAUGAAUCCAUCUUGACUGACGAUUUAUGACUUGAUG